Rana temporaria (common frog) is the source of this 2206-nucleotide messenger RNA. RefSeq names its product oocyte zinc finger protein XlCOF7.1-like. Gene Ontology annotation, biological process: regulation of transcription by RNA polymerase II. Gene Ontology annotation, molecular function: RNA polymerase II cis-regulatory region sequence-specific DNA binding; DNA-binding transcription activator activity, RNA polymerase II-specific. Gene Ontology annotation, cellular component: nucleus. NCBI's taxonomy places the organism in Eukaryota, Metazoa, Chordata, Amphibia, Anura, Ranidae. The record is from RefSeq and is a predicted model, not a curated record. The transcript has 9 exons. Bases 369 to 2129 code for a protein of 586 amino acids.
ACAGGCGGUUAUUCUGGGGGCUCCUGGUUUAAGUUUUGGGGGCUCCUCCUCCUUUAAAUGGCAGCUCCACCUGCUUGUUAAGGUUGGAGAGGGUCUUGUGAUGCGAGCCCGAUAUCUACAUUUCGGGACGUAAGCCUCAAGGGUGGAGACCUCUAGUGGCUUAGAGUUGACCUCUCGCGUCUCAUGUGUGAGGCCACCAUUACGGAGAACGUAGCGGUUGAGCAUUAGGCUCCCCACACACAUUACAAUCUGAUUGUACAAUCUGCUAUUACAAGUUUGUAGUGCAAGGGCCUGCCUGAUUGGAAACCGAUCGAUUGGACAGUCUAGAGCCUUCAAGUCCCCCUACCGGUGUUUCCAAAAUCUUCGAGAUGGAGAAGGACAAGAUGGACGUGACUAGAAGGUUCUUCAGUCUCACUUUGGAGAUCAUCUACCUGCUGACCGGAGAGGAUUUCAUGGUGGUGAGAGAAUCUGGUGAGCUGAUCUCGCGCAGGAUGAAUCGUAUUUUUUCUGAUGGCUCCAAUGACAGUCGAGGUGCAACGGUUGGCUUGAAACCUCUCGCACCCCCAGGCGGAAGAAAUAACGACAACGUCUUGAAACUGACCAGCAAAAUCGUUCAUCUGCUGACAGGAGAGGUUCGGCGGUUUGUAGGGCAUGAAGAUGGAAGCAAUGAGGACAUCAUCCAGGGAUCCCAAUUUGCCCCACCUCUAGAUGGAUCCAGUAAUGGGAACCCACCGGGGAGAUGUCGCCGUCCUCUGUAUUCCCGGGACUCCUCGGAGGAGGAGGAGGGGGAGGAGGAGGAUCGCUCGAUGGAAGAGGAUGACCAUCAUGGUGACAAUGUAAUCAGCAUUAAGGUUGAAGAUGAAGAAGAUCCCUUGAUGAGGGGCGGCGAGAAGAAACGUCCCUUAGAGAUCAGCACAGACGGAUCCAGUAAUGGAAAUCCACCAGAGAGACGUCCUCUGUCCUCCCGGGACUCCACACCUCGUCCUCUGUACUCCCGGGACUCCACACCCCGUCCUCUGUACUCCCGGGACUCCACACCCCGUCCUCUGUACUCCCGGGACUCCACCCCCCGUCCUCUGUACUCCCGGGACUCCACACCCCGUCAGGCUGAAAACCCGGCGCUUGUCAUUGUGCCGCAAGCGCAGGACGGAGACGAUGACGCAAAGGGAAUUGGGACUUCGGAGGUCACCCCGGAUCAUGACGGGAAGAACGGUUCUCCUCAGCCCGAAACCUUAGGCUCUCGCCACUCCUCCGCAUGGUCAUCCGACGAGUUAGUCUCCCCGGAGGGGAAAAUCUACGUUUGCUACGAAUGCGGCAAGUGCGUCGUCUACGACACCGACCUCCAGGGGGCGGAGGCGGGCGCCCGCUCGGCCCUGUGCUGCGACUGCGACAAAGCCAACCCGUUCAAGCCCUUCGUCUGCGUCAAGUGCGGCAAGUCGUUCUCCAGCAAGAUGGUGUUCAUGGCCCACCAAAGCGUCCACACCGGCGGGCAGUCCUUCCUGUGCGGCGAGUGCGGGUUGACCUUCUCCAACAAGUCCAUCCUGGAGACGCACCGGAGCAUUCACACCGGGGACCGGCCCUUCUCCUGCUCGGAGUGCGGGAAGUGCUUCGCCAUGAAGGCCAACCUGGUCAAACACCUGAAGGUCCACAAGGGGGAGAAGCCUUUUCCCUGCCAAGAGUGCGGCAAGCGUUUCGGCAUGAAGUCCAACUUGGUUAAGCACCAGCGGGUUCACACCGGGGAGAAACCGUUUGAGUGCGCUCAUUGCGGGAAGGCCUUCGGCAUGAAGUCCAACCUGGUCAAGCACCAGCGAAUCCACACGGGCGAAAAACCCUUCGAGUGCCUCGAGUGCGGGAAGUGCUUUGCCAGCCGGUCUAACCUUACCACGCACGAGAAAAUCCACACGGGGGAAAAGCCUUUCGCCUGUUGCUUCUGCGGUAAGGGCUUUAUCACCAGCUCCGACCUAUCGCGGCACCAGAAGACCCAUACCGGCGAACGGCCCUUCAUGUGCGCCGACUGCGGCAAGACUUUCAUUAGCAAGUCCAUCCUUACCGCCCAUCAGAAAUCUCACACAGGAGACGAGCCCGCCCUUACUUUCAACGUUGUUCCCGAGCGUUUGGACAGCUGCUAGGAAGCGCUGAUUGGACGACUUUUUAUUUAACCCUUUCAUGCCUAAGCCUAUUUAUGACAUUUGGUGUUUACAAGUUA